CGGCUCAACGAGACCAAUGGGAUGGUGUUCGUGAAGGGUACGAAUACGCGCGGGUGCAGGCUGUAUUUCGACAAGCCUAUCACGUACUACAAGAUACACGAUGUCGUCGACGCGGGUGCGCCUGGGACCAAACGCGACCGGGGAGUUCCUCCCGGAUACGAGAUGCCGAAAGAAGGGAUCAGGGACCUCAAGCUAUGGAGCCGAGAGUGGGAGAGGGGCUUCCUGGUUGAGGUGGGCUGGAAUGCCGACUCGGAGGAUGGCUUCAUGGAUGACACGAUGGGAGGGCGUGCGGCGUGCGAGUGGCGGAACGGUCAGGGUCAGGGUGGACUCAUUCCUGCACUGGAAGAAGUGAAGGCGUUCCUGCCGCUGUGGGCGCAGCCGACUAAGACGACGGACGGUUUGGUGGAGGCCUGGAUGAGGUUCUCAAUUUGA
Molecule: messenger RNA, 432 nt
Organism: Fomitopsis serialis
Lineage: Eukaryota; Fungi; Basidiomycota; Agaricomycetes; Polyporales; Fomitopsidaceae
Exons: 2
Source: RefSeq, a predicted model, not a curated record